Messenger RNA from Daucus carota subsp. sativus, 5407 nucleotides. Its product is annotated as ABC transporter C family member 5. Lineage: Eukaryota; Viridiplantae; Streptophyta; Magnoliopsida; Apiales; Apiaceae. Bases 333 to 5024 code for a protein of 1563 amino acids. Gene Ontology annotation, molecular function: ATP binding; ABC-type transporter activity; ATP hydrolysis activity. Gene Ontology annotation, cellular component: membrane. Gene Ontology annotation, biological process: transmembrane transport. The record is from RefSeq and is a predicted model, not a curated record. The transcript has 11 exons.
ACGAGAUUAUCCGGUUACAGAAGCGUCUUCUAAUUCUCUUGCUCAAUACAGGACUAGUAGAUAACUACUCUAUAUGCAUGCAACCCAACCCAGAUCAUCUUUUUGGAUUUUCUCUAAUGGGUAUGACUCAAAAUUUAAUCUUACGCAUUACAUUUGACUCCUUGUGUUCUUGUUAGAUAUAUAUGAGAAAAAGAGAAGGAAGAGACAUACAGGAGGUUUUAUUUUUUUGUCUUGGUGUUUCCUUGUGGAGUUUGAUGUUAAAAAGCUACUUGUUCUAGUUUUCAUUUGCAUUUGGUUUUGCUAUUUAUAGAUACUUCUCUUUAUUUGGUACAAUGCUCUUGAUAAAGAUAUAUGAUUCUUGCUUAAAGUUAAAGAACAUUAAUUUUGGGAAGCGAGUUAUUAUUUUUAAUCAUUUGUUGAUCAUUAAGGGGGUAUCUGUUAUGGGAAUCAGCAAUUUUCGAUAUCUGGUUGCUGAAAACUACCUGUUGGGGAGUGUUUAUAGUUUGCCUACUUUGGAACUAAUAUCGAUUUGCUUUAACUUGAUUUUGUGUGUUGUAUUUCUCCUUAGUAGGCAGAUAUCUGUGUACAUUAAUAGGAUUCGAAUUAAUAAAGAGGAUACUGAUGAAAUUUCGGGUCCGACAAGAAGGAAUGUUGAUGCUGAAAUUCAAAGUGUUGAAAUUGGUAAGUGGUACAAAGCUUCAGCAUUUUGUUGCUUCUAUAUUUUGGUUGUGCAAGUUUUGUUGAUAGGCUUUGAUUGUGUGAAAUUAAUAAGGGGGUCUUCCGGUGGGAGGGGUUCGGAUUGGAUCCUGUUGCUGUUUCCUGCAGUACAGGGUUUAGCUUGGUUUGGGCAAAGCUUUUGGGUACUGUAUUGUAAGAUUAAGCCCACUGAGAAGUUACCAUUGCUGUUGAGGGUAUGGUGGGCUGUGUCCUUCGCUUUUUGUUCGUGCACUAUUUAUGCUGAUGGGAAAGCAUUAGUGACUGAAGGGGCAAAGCACUGGAAUUCUCAUGUUUUAUCAAAUUUUGCCACAACCCCUGCGAUUUCUUUCCUCAGUAUUGUUGCGGCUAGGGGUGUUAGUGGUAUAAAAAUAAGUAGAGCCUCUGAUCUUCAAGAACCACUGCUUGAAGAAGAAGAGGAUGCGGGAUGUCUUAAGGUCACUCCUUAUAAGGAUGCUGGUAUUUUUAGCUUGAUCACAAUUUCAUGGCUGAAUCCAAUUCUUUCAUUGGGUGCAAAAAGACCCCUUGAGUUGCGUGACAUCCCACUUCUUGCACCAAAAGACCGCUCCAAGACCAAUUAUAAAAUUUUGAAUUCGAACUGGGAGAAGUUAAAGGCUACAAAUCCAUCAAACCAGCCAUCUUUGGCUUGGGCUAUCCUGAAAUCGUUCUGGAAAGAGGCAGCCUGUAAUGGAAUUUUCGCAGGGGUUGCUACUAUUGUUUCAUAUGUAGGUCCAUACAUGAUUAGCGACUUUGUCGAUUACUUGGGAGGAAUAGAAACUUAUCCUCAUGAGGGGUAUAUUCUUGCCGGAACGUUUUUCAUAGCUAAGCUGCUGGAGACUUUAAUAACCCGUCAGUGGUAUAUUGGGGUUGACAUUUUGGGUAUGCAUGUGAAAUCUGCUCUAACAGCAAUGGUUUACCGAAAGGGGCUCAGAAUCUCUAGCUUAGCCAAACAAAGUCAUUCUAGUGGUGAGAUUGUUAACUACAUGGCAGUUGAUGUUCAAAGAGUAGGAGACUAUUGUUGGUAUCUGCAUGACAUAUGGAUGCUUCCAUUGCAGAUCAUACUUGCUCUUUGUAUUUUGUAUAAAAAUGUUGGCCUUGCUUCUAUUGCAACAUUGAUAUCCACCAUUAUCUCCAUAGUUGCAACUAUUCCUUUGGCCAGGAUACAGGAAGAUUACCAAGACAAACUAAUGGCUUCCAAAGAUGAGAGAAUGAGAAAGACAUCUGAAUGUCUCAGAAACAUGAGGAUCCUGAAGCUGCAAGCGUGGGAGGAUAGGUACCGUCUUAUGCUAGAGGAAAUGCGUAAUGUUGAGUUUAAAUGGCUGCGUAAAGCUCUAUAUUCGCAAGCAUUUAUUACAUUCAUUUUCUGGAGCUCCCCAAUCUUUGUUUCGGCUGUCACUUUUGCAACAUCGAUAUUGUUGGGGGGUGAGCUUACAGCAGGGAGGGUGCUAUCUGCUCUGGCUACCUUCAGGAUUCUACAGGAACCUUUAAGAAAUUUCCCUGACUUGGUGUCCAUGAUGGCUCAGACUAAAGUGUCUCUUGAUCGUCUUAGUGGCUUUCUGCUGGAAGAAGAACUGCAAGAAGAUGCUACUGUAUCUCUACCACGAGGAUUCACUGAUGUGGCAGUAGAAAUAAUAGAUGGCGAGUUCUGCUGGGACCCUUCCUCCUCUUCAUCUUCAAGGCCAACAUUGUCAGAUAUACAUUUGAAGGUGGAGAAGGGGAUGCGUGUGGCUGUCUGUGGUAUGGUUGGUUCUGGGAAAUCCAGUUUCCUUUCUUGUAUUCUUGGUGAGAUUCCUAAAACCUCUGGUGAAGUUAGAAUAUGUGGAUCUUCUGCCUACGUCUCUCAGUCAGCUUGGAUACAAUCUGGAAAUAUAGAAGAAAAUAUUCUCUUCGGUAGCCCAAUGGAUAAGGCAAAAUAUAAGAGCGUAAUAAAUGCUUGUUCACUAAAAAAGGAUUUGGAACUUUUUUCACAUGGAGAUCAGACAAUUAUUGGUGACCGAGGCAUAAAUUUAAGUGGAGGGCAGAAGCAACGUAUGCAACUUGCAAGGGCACUGUAUCAGGACGCAGACAUUUAUUUACUUGAUGAUCCUUUCAGUGCCGUUGAUGCACACACAGGUUCAGAAUUGUUUAAGGAAUACAUAAUGUCAGCGUUGGCUACUAAGACUGUUAUUUUUGUGACCCAUCAAGUUGAAUUUUUACAAGCCACUGACUUAAUUCUGGUUAUAAAGGAAGGUCGCAUCACUCAAGCUGGAAAGUAUGAUGAACUUCUGCAAGCAGGAACAGAUUUUGAUGCUCUGGUUUCAGCUCAUCAUGAAGCAAUCGAAGCCUUAGAUAUCCCCGUUCAGUCAUCUGCAGAUUCCAGUGAAUUUCAUAGUCUUGACGAAGAGAUCCAGCUGAGUGAUAAAUGUGAAUCAAUUAUAGGUAAUGCGCAGAUUUCAGCGAAGGAAGUACAGGAGAUUGGAACAUCCUCAGAUCAAAAGCUAAUCAAAGAAAAAAAGAAAGCAAAGCGUUCAAGGAAAAAGCAGCUUGUUCAAGAAGAGGAAAGGGAGAGAGGCCGAAUUAGCAUGAGAGUGUACUUGUCAUAUAUGACUGCAGCAUAUAAGGGCUUAUUGAUUCCUCUGAUCAUUCUAGCUCAAACAUUAUUUCAGGUUCUUCAAAUAGCUAGUAAUUGGUGGAUGGCUUGGGCAAACCCCCAAACGGCAGGUGGCCAACCUAAAACAAGUAAUAUUGUCCUUAUAGUCGUCUAUAUGGCCCUUGCUUUUGGGAGUUCUUGUUUUAUAUUUGCUAGGGCUGUACUAGUGGCUACAUUUGGUCUAGCAGCUGGGCAAAAAUUGUUCCUAAAAAUGCUUACUAAUGUGUUUCGUGCACCAAUGUCUUUCUUUGACUCCACCCCAGCUGGACGGAUCUUAAAUCGCGUAUCAGUUGACCAAAGUGUUGUUGACCUCGAUAUUCCCUUUAGACUUGGUGGUUUUGCAUCAACAACAAUCCAGCUCCUUGGUAUUGUUGGUGUAAUGACUCAAGUCACUUGGCAGGUUGUGCUUCUUGUCAUUCCAAUGGCAAUUGCUUGUUUGUGGAUGCAGAAAUACUACAUGGCGUCUUCAAGAGAAUUGGUUCGCAUUGUUAGCAUCCAAAAAUCACCAAUCAUCCAUCUUUUUUCUGAAUCGAUUUCUGGAGCAGCAACGAUAAGAGGAUUUGGGCAAGAAAAGCGAUUCAUGAAAAGGAACCUAUAUCUUCUUGAUUGUUUUGCUCGCCCGUUCUUUUGCAGUCUUGCAGCUAUCGAGUGGCUCUGUCUGCGGAUGGAGUUAUUAUCAACAUUCGUAUUCGCUUUCUGUAUGAUAUUACUUGUGAGCUUCCCUCAUGGGAGUAUUGAUCCAAGCAUGGCAGGCCUUGCUGUGACAUAUGGCCUCAAUCUAAAUGCACGGCUAUCACGGUGGAUUCUUAGUUUUUGCAAGCUUGAAAAUAAAAUAAUUUCCAUAGAAAGAAUUCAUCAGUACUGCCACAUCCCCAGUGAAGCUCCACAAGUUAUUGAGGAUUCUCAACCUCCACCUUCAUGGCCAGAGGAAGGAACAAUUGAAUUGAAUGACUUGAAGGUUCGAUACAAGGAGAAUCUUCCACUGGUGCUCCAUGGUGUAAGCUGCACAUUUCCUGGAAGAAUGAAGAUUGGAAUUGUUGGACGUACUGGAAGUGGUAAAUCAACUUUGAUUCAGGCACUCUUUCGAAUGAUUGAACCUGAAGGUGGCAGAAUCGUUAUAGAUGAUAUCGAUAUAUCAAGAAUUGGUCUCCAUGAUCUUCGCAGCCGUCUGUGCAUAAUACCUCAGGACCCAACAUUAUUUGAAGGGACCAUUAGAGGCAACCUCGAUCCUCUAGAAAAACAUACUGACUCGGAAAUUUGGCAGGCACUUGAUAAAUCUCAGCUUGGAGAGAUUGUUCGGCUUAAAGAGCAGAAGCUUGAAUCACCAGUUCUUGAAAACGGAGAUAAUUGGAGCGUAGGACAGCGUCAGCUUGUUUCCUUGGGUCGAGCCUUGCUCAAACAGGCUAGAAUCCUGGUGCUUGAUGAAGCAACAGCCUCAGUUGAUUCAGCAACAGAUAAUCUUAUCCAGAAGAUUAUCAGGACAGAGUUUAGGGAUAGCACAGUUUGUACCAUCGCUCAUCGUAUCCCUACUGUUAUUGACAGUGAUUUGGUACUGGUGCUCAGUGAUGGCCGGGUUGCAGAGUUUGAUACUCCAGCACAACUAUUAGACGACAAGUCUUCCAUGUUUUUCAAGUUGGUAACUGAGUACUCAACAAGAUCCAGCGGAAUUCCAGAUUUUUGACAUAAGAGGCCAAUGCUGAGGACUAUCUGGAAAAUAGGUUCAAAAUGAGAAGGAUAUAGGUGCGCGGCACAUGAUUGCCCGAGUAAUUUUAUAUUGUACAAGAGGCUUUCACUUUGUUAAUGUAGGUUUUUUUUAUCACAAGGGACUUUGUCCUAUGCUGCAUACAUUGUAGAUAAUUGAUUCCGGUGGAUGAAGGUCAUAAGAAACACAAGACAAAGUAUGAAUCAGUUUGUAUGUAUGUUACGAAAUAAAUCAGGUCUUUGUAGUGAUUAUGUACGGGGAAUUUUAGCAACUUUGUUAUGCUGUAGGCAAGCAGAUGAUUCUGCAUAACUACAUGGUGUGUGCCUUUUACUGCUGAAAUUUCUUACAAGGUCUUUCUUUCA